AAAUAGAGAGUGAGAGUGUGGUGUCUAUAGAGAAAUUUACACAGAGAAAAGGGGAAAUUUGUUGGAGACAAACACUUUUCCCCCCCAAACCUAUUCUGGAAAUAUGGAUGAAAACAGCCCCCCUGGGGGUUGCAGUAAAGUUACCCUAAAGGAGAUUUUACAGGGUUAUGGGCAGCCAAUCAGCGAGGAGCAAGCCUGGGCCCUGUGCUAUCAGUGCUGUACCAAACUCAAGCAGAUGCUAUGGGGUGCCAAGCAGGUUCCGUUUGUACGUGGGGUGGAACAUAUUCACCUUCACCAGGAUGGCACCGCGUCCUUUGCGGUCAGUAAGGAGCAGAGAGGUGCCCGUAACGGAUCCCAGGACAUAAAUCAGGCUGAGAGAAAGAUCAUCGAGCACCUUGGGCAAGUCAUAUACACCGCACUGGACUGGGGUCUGACCAGCGACAUGGAACGCGUCUUAAGCGAGCCCCUCGAUAAGCUUCUGUAUAGCAUGCUGGGCCUCCAUGCCGUCGCCAUUGACUACAGCCUCCACUUCCAGUGUCCAAUCAUGCUGAAGGACAUCAUAAAGCAAUGUGCAGACAGACUGUUUACCCCUUCAGAAGCCUACAUCCAUUACAGAGCAGUCUGCCAGGUCCUCUUUGCAGAACACAAAGAAUUUUGCAACCUCCUCCUCACCAUAGAGAGGUCUAAACAGAGCCUGAGAAAGCUGGAAGCAGAAGAUAUUCUGGAUAAAGAUGCCAUAAUUUUGUAUGACAACUGGGGAAACCUAUGGAGCAAUGUUAUAAAGGAGCUUAGGUUGGGCAUCAGGCUCCGCAACUCCAAGGAUCGUUCCUAUGUGGGUCUCCCUGCUGAGUAUGAGCUUACUCCAUAUGAGCUGUUGAUGAACGAUAUCCGGGCCAAGCGCUAUACCCUUCGGGAAGUCAAGGAAAGUCAAAAAAGAAAAAUGAGCGAGAGUGUUGAAAACUUCAUCAUGGACUUUAUCCGUUUGCAGCCCCUGAGACCGGCAUCAGAGCGCAAACUAAAGGAAAAGUCUCAGGAGGAACCCAGUCUCCAUGAGCUUCUAAUGACUGAAAUUAAGUCCGGCAAGAAGCUAAGAGCAACACGGAGAAGAAAGAGAAAUUGCCUACAAGAUGACGAUUCUUUAUCGUCCCAAAGUUUCUCCCAAAGUGAUGAUUCCCUUUCCCCUCUGGACUACAGAAUGAGCUGCAGCAGGAGCACCCCACAGGCCUCUGAUCUGGGCAGCAAUGAAAGCGAUGUAAGUGAUGUGAAAAUCAGCUGGCAGUCAGACUUCAGCUCUGAAAACUCAUCGGACAGCAAAUUUUCAGACUUGACUUCGAGCAGUACAGACCUGAUGUUUGUUCCGGUGUUGACAUCAUCCCAAGUGGACCUUAAAAACAGCAGCUUCCUAAAUGCCGACAUGCUGAAAUAUUCAUCCCACAAGCGCUCCAGUUCCUAUGAAAGUCCCCUCCAGAAGAAAUACACUGAUCAUAAUUGCCGCUAUCCCAAAAUCCGGCCAAUCCCUACAAUUGCCGAACUGGUGCCGACUCGCCGUGACAUUGUUAAAGCCGAGAUGGCAGACUUUCUGCAGAAUUAUGGAUUCUCUGGAAGCAGGAUCUGCUUCUGCUGCCACAAGAAAAGGCUGUUCUUCACCUGGCCCUACACUUGCAAAAUAUGCGAAAGAGUGAUCUGCCCCGAGUGCUGUGUUGAGAUGCUGAUGCCUUUUAAGCAGUGUAUGCACCUUCCACUCAGCUUCUUCAAGACUCUGGUCCUGACCAGGGAUGAUGAUCCUUCAUGUCAGGAGCAGAGAACCCAAUUGUUCUGCAGAGAAACAUUACAGUGGGACUGUUCCAGCGUUCCAUUGGUGUUUGAGCCCCAGGAUCUCUCCGAUAAUAUUCCAUUUCACAAACGGACAAUGAAAAACUGGACAUGCAUGGACAUCUGUACCAAAUGUGAAGACUUCAUCUUGGAUACAGUGGACUUGAGCCAUCCAAGUAAUGUCACCAGCAAUGGGCUCAAGUCCCGCUGUUUAUCCCAAUCCUAACAACCCCACCAAAGUGACAGGGUUCCUUCUGUGAGAUCUUUGUUGGGAUAAUCCUUGACUGGAAGACAGUUCUCCAUUUGGACGAUGCAAUGAUCAUAUGAACUUGAUGGGACAAAGACUUGACAUUCUUAAAAGGGUAUUUUAUUCUAUGUCUUCUCCAUGUGCUGUAUAUGUUGUGUGUACGUUUUUGUUUAGAUGACCGGGCUCCUGAGAAUAAAAUUGUCAAUGUACUUUUGAGAUCUCCAAAAACACAUUCAACUUUUUUCCUGUCGGUGACUUGAGCCUCACUGCACCUAAAUAUUGGCCAGUAAUCAAGACCCGCCCACUGCGAUAGCAGAAAAUGCUUGAAAUAUUUGCUUUCACUUUUUCCUUUUUUAUGUCUGUUUUUGUUGUUUGUGCACAAAGUUGUGAAAUACGUUUUUUUUUUAUAAAUUAUUUUAUUAAACCUGUAUUCUUGCUUGUAUUUCUCAGUAGCCACAUGGAUCAUGAUGAGUCACAACACUAGGAUUACAAGGGAAUUUUUUUUUUUUUUAUUUAGAGUAUUCACCACAAGUUCACUCAGUCACAUUUGACACUAGUAUGGUGGUGUUCUAGUAGAAUUUUUUAAUUUAUUUUUUGUCUUCCCUUCCCUGAAUGUGUUUUUAAUGUUCCACUGUGUAAUCCUGAAGUAUUUCUGCAUUUUUAUUCAGCCCUUCUCUGAAGUGUUUGAGAGCAAAUCUUGUUUUUGUCCUGUGUAUGUAUCAUCAACCAUAAAAUAAAGAGCAGGAAUAUGAUGUGUUGCCAUGA
Molecule: messenger RNA, 2824 nt
Organism: Xenopus tropicalis (tropical clawed frog)
Lineage: Eukaryota; Metazoa; Chordata; Amphibia; Anura; Pipidae
Product: protein spire homolog 1
Exons: 16
Coding region: 104-2038 (644 amino acids)
Biological process (GO): actin nucleation; vesicle-mediated transport
Cellular component (GO): cytoskeleton; plasma membrane; cytoplasmic vesicle membrane
Molecular function (GO): actin binding
Source: RefSeq, a predicted model, not a curated record